GGUCUGUGAUGGGUCUCUAGAGUUCUCUGUCACGGUCUGUGAUGGGUCUCUAGAGUUCUCUGUCACGGUCUGUGAUGGGUUCGGAGGUUCUCUGUCACGGUCUGUGAUGGGUAUGAAAUUUCUCUGUCACGGUCUGGGGGGGGGGGGGGAGUGGGUCCAAAUUUCUACCCCUAAACACUUCCACACUCUUUUAGAUCGUGUUUCACAAAAAGACAAACAAGGAAUCAUUUGAUUUAAUCAUAGAAAGUAAAAUCUCAUAGACUAAAGUUUUUGCAUGUACCAUAUAAUUAGAAUGCAAGAGCACAUUAAGUAUAUUUUCAAAAAAAAUAAUGUUCAAGGCUUAUUGAAACUUUAUAAUAGUUUUCACUUCCGAAAACAUAAACAACCUUUAGAUGAGAAUGGAAAAGAAAAAUUCUAAAGAGAUUUCUCAUUGAGUUUUGACAUGAUUAUUCGAUAGGAAAAGUUAGGUUCUUUCGAUCUAUGCAAAGCCGAUGUUUCUAUCUUAUUUCUUUCGAAAGUUAUAAGAGUUUUCCUGAGACACCCGAUUUUGGCUAAUUGUCAUUGGAUAACCGAAGAAUAGAUCUGAAGAGGGGUGUCGAUUGGGGAUAUUUAUUUUCAGUCGCAAAAUAAUUUGAAAUCACUAUAUUGAAAUUUACACAUUUCAAAUUUUUCUGCUAUGUAUCGUAAAAAGGCGACAUUUCAGAAAUCUCGGUACAGUGGUUUCAAAUUACCUUGCAACUGAAAAUAAAUAUGACCAUUCGACUCAGCAUGGUCAAUUACUCCUCACCAGACUUAUUCUUCGGUUGUCCAAUGACAAUUAGUCAAAAUCGUGGGUCUCAGGAAAACCCUUAUAACUUUCGGUUGUAACCCUCUUCACCGAAAAGCAUUUCGUCGAAAGACUCAUAGGAUGCUUUAGCCUGUUGCGUGCCCUUUAAUUCUUAUAUAAGCUUGUUCAGCAUGAAGAGGUCAACUCAUUUUGCCCUCACCUUCACCUUUGGAGUGCCCUCUGUAGCCGAAAAGGACCUUCGCCGAAGAGCAUAUAUACCGCCUAUUCGAUACUCACCAAACUAGCGUUACAUUUGGAAAAGCCAUAUAUAUAUAUAUAUCAUUUUAAUGGAAAUAAACGUCUCUUUACUCAAGAUUAUAUAUAGUUUUUUUUAAAAAUUUUGGUGUUGGUAUCUAUCGUGUUAAUUAUCCUCAAUCGAUGCUUGAUGCUUUAAUACCAGGUAUACAAGAUCAUACACUUUCUCCUCAAGAUCGUUUUGGUAUUCAAACAGAUGUUUAUGCAUUAGCACGUUCUGGUCAUAUUAAUUAUGUUGAUUAUUUAAGAUUACUUCGUCAUGCAUAUAAACAUGAAGAUAAUUUAACUGUUUGGAAAUCUAUAUUAAAACAAUUAACUGAUCUUAAUUCAAUAAUCGAUUAUGCUCAUAUUGAUAAUAUAAAAAAAUAUUUUCAAACAUAUAUAUGUGAUCUUUUAUCAAAUAUUUAUAAUAAAUUAGAAUGGGAUCCAUUACCAAAUGAAGGUUUACAAGCAGCUAUGCUUCGCGAUAUAAUAUUAAUACAAAUGGGUAUUAAUGGACAUAAUAAAACACGUGAAGAAGCACAUAAACGUUUUCAAAUAUUAUUAAACAGUAAUAAUCAAAAUCAUCAUUCAAUUAAUCCAAAUAUUCGUGCAGGAAUUUAUUUAACUGUUGCUAAAACAGGAAAUCAAGAAAUAUUCGAACAACUUAAAUCGCUUUAUCGUAAAGCUGAUACACAAGAAGAAAGUAUUCGUUUAUUAACUGCACUUUGUCGUUUUGAUGAUGAAAUGAUUCAACGUCAAGCUCUUGAAUAUAUUUGGAAUAGAAAUGAAGUUCGAAAACAAGAUCAUUUAAAGGCAUUUGUUUCAUUAGCAUCACAUAAUCGUAAAGGUUGUGAAAUAACAUGGAAAUAUAUGCAAGAUAAUUGGAAUAAAAUUGAAGAUAUUUAUGGUGAACAUGAUACACAUUUAAUUCAUUUUGUUGAACAUGUACCAAGUCAUUUUGUUACUGAAGAACGUGCAGAAGAAGUUCGAAAAUUUCAUAUUGAUCAUCCAAAUCCAUUAUUAGAUAGACCAGUUAAAAAAGUUCUCGAACAAAUCAAUAUUCGACGACUUGUUCUUGAACGUCAUGAACAUACUAUUCAUCAAUUUCUUAUUACUUAA
This is a messenger RNA of Rotaria sordida, 2182 nucleotides long. NCBI's taxonomy places the organism in Eukaryota, Metazoa, Rotifera, Eurotatoria, Philodinida, Philodinidae. The record is from the annotation of a GenBank genome assembly.